Molecule: messenger RNA, 1833 nt
Organism: Polyodon spathula (Mississippi paddlefish)
Lineage: Eukaryota; Metazoa; Chordata; Actinopteri; Acipenseriformes; Polyodontidae
Product: ubiquitin-conjugating enzyme E2 J2-like
Exons: 8
Coding region: 227-1024 (265 amino acids)
Source: RefSeq, a predicted model, not a curated record
ACUGAACAGGAAGGAAUAUGGAGGUUUGAUGCGCUUCUAUCAUAGUCCUGUGAAAUUAUCGGAUAUUUCUAGUAAAGUCCCACAAUACAGAAGGAGAAUUAACCAGCGGACUUUAAAACUGCCAGAGCAGCCUUUUCUUGCGGAGUUUCUAAAGCGCAAGUAUUUGGAUUGGAAAGGAGGCAAGGACCAGUACUUAUGGUGAUAUACAUUGUGUGCCAUUAAAUGAAUGUGUGAUAGAUUUGAGAUGAGCAACAACAGUAACAAGAGAGCUCCCACAACAGCAACACAGCGAUUAAAGCAGGACUACCUUCGAAUAAAGAAAGACCCUGUGCCUUACAUCUGUGCAGAGCCCCUCCCUUCCAAUAUUCUAGAAUGGCACUAUGUUGUACGAGGACCUGAGAAAACCCCAUAUGAAGGUGGCUAUUAUCACGGGAAACUGAUUUUCCCUCGUGAAUUUCCUUUUAAACCUCCUAGUAUUUAUAUGAUAACUCCUAAUGGAAGAUUUAAAUGCAACACAAGGUUGUGUCUCUCAAUUACUGAUUUCCACCCUGACACGUGGAAUCCAGCUUGGUCUGUCUCCACUAUCCUGACAGGCCUGCUUAGUUUUAUGGUUGAGAAAGGCCCCACGCUGGGUAGUAUUGAAACCUCAGACUUCACUAAAAGACAACUUGCUGCUCAGAGUUUGGCUUUUAAUGCAAAGGAUAAGGUUUUCUGUGAUCUCUUUCCUGAGGUGGUAGAGGAAAUCAAGAACAAACAACAGGCACAGGAAGAGCUGAAUAACAGAGCCCAGGCCCUGCCUCUCCCGGACGUUGUCCCCGAUGGUGAAGUGCACAACGGUCACAACGGACUGCCCCUUCUCAACGGCCAUGCGGCUCUAGCAGGGGCAAACCAGCAAGGCCUUCAACAGGCCAACCGCAACCAUGGACUUCUCGGGGGAGCCUUAGCAAACCUGUUUGUCAUAGUCGGGUUUGCAGCCUUUGCCUACACAGUAAAGUAUGUACUGAGAAGCAUAGCACAAGAAUGAGGAGACAUGGGCAUUCAUGACCAAAUCAGGGCUGUCUGCAAACAAAAAUGGGCCUGUCGGCAAGGCCACUGGAAAUGGAGGUAAAGCAACUAAGUGCUGCAGUGAUGCAAACACAGUAUUGUCUGGCUCAUGGGUUUACAAAGGCCUUUCAGUUUUUGGAAAUAAAUGGUACUGCUAAGAAUUGGGUUACAAAUCGCAAAUUGUUCAUGCAACCCAUUUUUGUAAGAUGUUACUGAGUGUAUGAUACAUUCUGUGUGGUGAAACAAGUUUAGCAAAGACAUUUCAAAAUAACAUGGCCAGUAAAUUAGAAACUCUUCAUUCCAUAACCAGGGAAGACUCCUUUCCUGUAAAUAACAUUACAAGAAAAUAUAAUAGUUCAGUGUAGGCGAGUUGCAUCGUUUGGAUCCAAAGAUAUUUAUUUCAUUUGUUUAAGGUUGUACUUAAUAUGUACAUGGCUUCAACAAUUAAGGGGAUUUCUACAACAUAGCUAGCCCUGGACAUGGUUACAGUGUUUUGUCAUUUUAAAUUAAUCAAUUCAUGUUGUAAUUACCUGUUGAAGCAGAUUCAGUCAGUAAGUCACUGCCUAUUAUUUUUAUCUAAUCUUUUGAAACAUCAAAUACACUUUCAUGUUUUGUCCACUUGAUGUCACCGUUACCCCUCUCUAAGGACUCCAGCUGUAUUGGACAGUUUGCCUUCCAAGCCUGUUCGCACACAUACUUUUUUCAUUUAUUCAGAGGUCAUUUUGUUGUGAAUAAUAGCCAAAAAUAGAACACUACUUUAUUUAGGUAAAGGUGUGUGUGUGUGUGUGU